AAGGUCGGGCAUACGCGGCCGCUGGUCGCGGGCGGUGCGCGGCAGUAUUCCGGCAGCUGAGGGCGGUGGCUGCCAUGGGAAUGGGGCCGUCGUCCUCCUCGCGGAGGGCACUGCGGCCCGGUCGGUCAGGAUCGAAUCUGAUUGGAGUGGGACCGGACCGGCUCGGCUCAAGCCCCCGUCGUUUUUAGCAAGUGGAAUCGCUUGCAGUGCCUGCGAUGAUAAUGAAAGGACCCUAAAUUCUCGUGGACCAGCCCCCUGUCCGAGGUUUGGGACAGGAUACACGAUCGACAUGGGGACGCUUAAGAGAGGAAGGAAAGAAGGGAGCAGCGUUUCAAGACUGGUUUUCGCUAGAGGUUUCAUUCUCUUGCAUUUCCUUUCAGAAGAAAGAGAAGGGAAAGUAAAGAAAGAAGCCCUCUUUGAGAUCUUCCUGCAGGAUAAACGCCAAGAAAAGGAAAGAGAGGAGCCCUCCUCGAGAUCUCAACAGCUGUAGAUCAAUAUUUGCCUACUAUUGGACCGGCACUUCUAUUAUCCAUGGAAUACAUGGACCUUGGUAAAUGGGUAGUGGCUAUUGAGGGUGGUGCACAUAUUGGUCUCCAUCUUAUACUUGUGCUGUUUUUUUUCAAUUGCUCUGGUAUUUUGUGCCGGUAUCUUGCAAACCUUAUUGGCAUAGUCACAAGAAAGAAUCUUGCUCAGAUCUGCAAUGAGGAGUACUGCAGGUUGGCAUGUGUCCUUCUGGGAGUACAAGCCCAGAUAUCAAUGAUUGUUUCUGACCUGACAAUGAUUCUGAGCUUUGCACAUGGAUUCAGUUUAUUUUUUGGGGCGAACCACUUCAUUUCCAUCUAUUUCUCUGCUUUCGUUGCUGUUCUAAUUCCAUAUUUUUUUCACCCUCUUGGGCUCUUGCAAAUUAAAGGUGUUCUAUAGCAUAUCAAGCUUCGUAUCAUUCUUUUAUCUGCUUGGAGUGCUCUCCAGUCUACCAAAUAUUCCAUCUGUAGCUCAUGAUAGGUAUCCAGGGUUUGAUUUGCAGACAGCUUGCUCAGUCAUGGUUCUUCUUGGCUCAAAUAUCAUGCCUCACAAUUUUUACAUUCACUCUUCUAUUGUACAGCAGCAGAGACCAACAAAUGCCAGUGCGACAUCUUUAAUUCAUGAUAAACUUUUUGCUAUAAUAUUUAAUUUUUCUGCUAUUUUCCUGAUGAAUUAUGUAUUUAUGAGCUCGGCAGCAGCUGUAUUUGACAAUGCGUGCCUCAUAAUGCCAACAUUUCAAGAUGCUUUGAUGUUGAUGGACCAGAUUUUUAAUAGUCCUGCAGCACCCUUUUCCUUUUCUCUGGUUUUUCUUAUUGCAAUUGUAAUCACCUCUUGCACUCGGAGUCUUGGUGCGCAAGUCGUCUUGCAUGACUUCUUUCAGAUUGACCCACCUAUUUGGGUUCAUCACAUUGUAAUGAAAUCUCUUGCUGUCAUUCCGGCUCUAUACUGCCUCCAGAGUGUAGGACCAGAGGGGAUCUAUCAGUUGCUUCUGCUCUGUCAAGUUAUAUUGGCGACCCUUGUGCCACCUUUGGUGAUUCCCCUUUUCCGAGUAUCAUCAUCCAGAUCAAUCAUGGGUUCCUUCAAGACCUCACAGCAUACAGAUAUCUUUGCUUUUUGUGCCUUUCUGGUAUUCCUUGCAGCAAAUACCAUCUUCGUCUUUGAGUUGCUAUUUGGAAAUAGCUUCAGGACAGUUGAGCUUAGAGAAAGCAUGGGAAGAGGUGUGAGAAUUGUCCUCCUCCUCCUUGCCUUCACAUCCUUUAUCUUUGCACUUUAUAUGGUAGUCACACCACCAAAGUCUGAAAGCAACAGACUAGAUGAAGAAAAGAACGAAGGACCAGAUAUGCAGAUAUUUACAUGGGGCAUGAAAAUAGAUCAACUUGAGCUAACUGAGGGUAGAGAAGAGAACUCUUCAAGUCAGACUACUGUUGGUGAAGAAAAGGCAUGCAUAAAAGAGAUAACCUCCAUGGAGUUAUUGGAGAAUCAAUCCAAUAAUCUGCUUGCAGAAUUCAGUCUUGAUCAGCCUACGACAACCAUUCAUUCUGAAUGCGAAGCCCAGAAACCUGCUUCUGUUCUGGUUCUGAAUAAGGAUUGUAUUAAUCAAUCCUUUCAUUUAGAAGAAUUUAAUUCCAUGGUUAACAUGGUUUCUACUGAUGAGGUGAUAAGUAAAGGUAUUGGACAGAACUAUGAAACUGAAGACUCCAGAGAAGAAAAUGUGGAAGUAGGAGUGGGAGUCCACCAUCAGAAGGAUGGUGAGAAGGACAGUGCUUGUAAGCCUGUCAAGUCUUUGAGUGCCUCGACCUCUGAUGUAGCUGGGCUUUGUAAGAAUGCCAGAGUGAAGGGUGGCAAUAUUAGAAAUGACGACAAGAAGGCAGCAUUGUGUGGAUUGGGUCGUGCAGGACGGCGCCAAUUAGCUGCCAUUCUCAAUGAAUUUUGGGCGCAUCUGUUUGACUUACAUGGUCUGCUAACAGAAGAAGCAAAGGUCAUGAGAAUGGAUCUUUUACUGAAUUUGGAUCUACAAAUGUACUGUGCAUCUGCAAGAGCAGAUGCCAAAGAUGAAACUUCCCAGAAAAGCUCAUCAGACACAGAAAGUGGACCACUACCUUCAGCAAGCUUGAGGAACUAUGCUUUAGUGCAAGAGAAGGCUAUGAAUUUGGAAUUAUCUUAUGUGCCACUAGCACAAACUUCAUUUUGGUCGAUGGACGCUCAGUUUCUGGAUGUGAAUGGCCAAUGUGAUGGCCAGGAUUUUCACAUGCCCAAGAUUCAUAACUUCGAGAUUCUGCAAUUUGGCACAUGGUUACUGACUCCUAAUUUUGCUAAAUCUUCUGUUACAGAAUAUAGGGAUGAACUCAAGGAUUCUUCGAUCCAGAAUGCAUCUGGUUCUUUAUGUAAAACUAGUUUACAAAACCCUGCAUCAACCGGAUCAAUCUGUUCACAGUUUAAAAGGCCUCAAUGUGGAACUUCCUCAGUUGAAUCCACUCUGUUCUUGGGCUUGACAAAGGAAAAUAGUAGCUCUCCUGAUAUUUCAGAGCUCACAGAUUCCUUUGGAUCUUCGUCUCUCAAUAUUUCUGGCUCCUUUUCAUCUGCGAGUGGAAAUGCACGUGAACAAACCCAAAAUCCAAAUAAUCUGAUAUCUUCAGCUGAAGAGGCUCCAUCAGCACUCGACAAGCUUUCUGUGUCAAAGCACCAUAAAAGUUUCCUAUAUCAAGUAGUUAGCCCUAUUCUGGACUCAGAACCUUUCUGGGUAAAACAACCAUUAGAAAAUAUGUUCAGUUCAACAAUCAAAGCUAGUAAGGUAAGGAAGAGGAAGACAGUAAUGAAUAUCCCUUUUACUUCAAAAAUAAUCAUGUCUUAUGGAGAAUCAGAAGCUUGGCUUCUCCAGUCUCUAAGAGUUUGUCUUGGAAAGCUCUUAGACUUGGAAGGUUCAAGUUGGUUAUUUACUCAGAAUGGUGGGUAUGAUGAGAGGUUAAUAGGCUGGGUAGCCGCAUCAGAGGGUUAUCUACAGAAAGAGGAGACUAGGUUGUUGAAUCAGCUAAAGUGCAGUGAGGAAGAAGAUAUGAAUGAUGUUAUCUCCUUUGUGCCUAACUGUGGAGACCACUGCACUUGGCAAUCUGGCCUGGUUAUAAGCUUUGGUGUAUGGUGCAUUUGCCGGAUCUUAGAACUGUUGCUUGUGGAAAGUCGACCAGAGUUAUGGGGCAAAUACACCUAUGUCCUCAACCGUCUUCAGGGGAUACUUGAUCCAGCAUUCUUGAAUCCCCGUGAUCCUCUCAACCCGUGCCAGUGUAUCGACCACCUUGAAAUGCGCACCAGUGGGUUUGAGCAGACUAAGGAAAGCCUUGUCGGAACCCCGUGCACUACUGCAAGCUCAGUGUUAUGGAUGAUCAAGGAGGUUGAAGGUGCAAUUUCGGGGCGCAAGGGUCGGUCUGGAACAGCAGCUGGGGACAUUGCCUUUCCGAGAGGGAAGGAAAACUUAGCUCCUGUUCUAAAGCGCUACAAGCGUCGCCUGUCAAAGAAGUCAUACGUUACUAAUGGAGGAACGUCUGCACCAUCCGGCAAGAUAAUGGUGUUCAAGCAACAUGCUUCGAAGACAACAGAUGGAAAAAAUUCGUCAAAUCAGGAGGAGGAAAAGAAAAAAAAGGGGCUGUAACUCCAACUCGGCCAGAUUACAAUUUGAGGUGAUCUGCAAAGUAUUGUAGGCUGAAGCUGGGAUGGUCAUUCUGAUGCUCGUGCAGGAAAGGAUAGGGGCGUUCGGAAAGUGAUGGGAUUCGUUGUGGUGAUAUCGGUGCCGUUCCUUAUCCUGAUCGCUAUCCUGGCCCUUGCUUGCUACCUUCUCUGUAGGUCCAGGGGCCGGGCCGGGUGGGGGGCCCCACAGUACUAUGGGCCGCCGGCCCCACCCGUCACAGCCCAACCUCCACCUGCGCCGGCCCAGCAAAAGUAAGGGGCCCACACAGAUAUCAAAUGCAACUACUCACAGCUUGUGUUGCCAAGAACGCGAUUAUCCUUGGGUUGCUUGUGGUUGUAUCUAUAGCAUAUGAUGUUGGUGGGUUUGGUAUAUUUUUUACUUCUUUGUUAAGCAGGGAUUUUUUAAACGAUAAUAUUAUGUUUGUUUUAUUAUUAUUCAGGUGAUUAAUUCG
Molecule: messenger RNA, 4652 nt
Organism: Elaeis guineensis (African oil palm)
Lineage: Eukaryota; Viridiplantae; Streptophyta; Magnoliopsida; Arecales; Arecaceae
Source: RefSeq, a predicted model, not a curated record